CGAAGCCUAUCCUGUCACCCCAAUUCCCCCAGAUCCAACAAAGUACCACAGCCCACGCUGUGGCUUAGUUGCGGAUGCGACAGCCGUCCUUCGAAGAUCCUCCUCAAAAUCACCAGCACUGCUGUGGUCGGCACUGGCCUUGGUGUUCUCAUCUUCUGGCUCAUCUUCCGCCCCCACUGGAUCGACGUCCAUGUGACAGGCGUCUCACUCACUGAAUUCAACUUCAUUAAAAACAACACUUUGAAUUACAACCUUGUUGUUAACAUGACAGUGCAUAACCCCGACGGUAGAGUUGGCAUAUACUAUGAUCUUAUCAACGCUAGUGCUUACUACGAGGACCAACAAUUCGAUACGCGAACUUUGACCAGGUUUUAUCAAGGACACAAGAACACUAGUUCCUUGAACCUUGUUUUCCGUGGGCAGCAUGUUAGCCUCGGUGCUGAGGAGCCUUCCAAGUUUAAUAAAGAGCCGACUAAUGGGUUAUACAGUAUUGAUGUGAAGCUGUACUUGAGGAUUAGGCUCAAGCUUGGCAGGACCAAGACUAGUACGUUGAAGCCCAAAAUUUCUUGUGACUUGAAGGUUCCUUUGAGCUCUGGCGAUGGUAGCUUCGCUGGUGCUUUUGAAAUUACUGAGUGCGAUUGGGAUAUCUGAUCAGCAGGACGGCUCCGAUUCAUGUUUUAAUCGAGUAUUUGAUUCCUUUGAUUUUGUUUUUUGGCUUUAUUCCCAAUAGAUAUUUAUACAUUGGACUUGGUUUUGAGAUAUAUAUUGCGCUAGUGAUUUUAGUGGUCUAAAGGAGGUUUUUAUCCCCUUGGGUCAUUUCCCUAUUCCAUGGAAAUUACAAUAAAUUACUUUU
This is a messenger RNA of Durio zibethinus, 853 nucleotides long. Lineage: Eukaryota; Viridiplantae; Streptophyta; Magnoliopsida; Malvales; Malvaceae. The record is from RefSeq and is a predicted model, not a curated record.